UGGCUAGAUCGACGGCUAGCAGCUUCUCAUGUAUUGUAAAACCCGCUGAAAACCCUCAACUCUCUGAUUUCUACCACAUUUCUCUCAUCUCUCCCUCUCUCUCAACCCUCUCAAUUCUCAUUCUCUCUCGUUCGCACAAUGGAAAGGAAAAUAGGAGCAGACCUCCGCCGCCGUGUUUCCAGGUCCUGACAACCACCAGGCAGAUGAUCUUUUUAAGCACAGCUAAAGAAGAAGGAGAACAUGUCGAGCAACAAUUCCUUGGUGAUUCAUCUUUAUUGGGGAGGAAAAAUUGUGUAUGUUGGAGGAUCAAUGUCAUAUGAUCCGCCUGUGCCGAAAAAAGUUAUGUUCCUCAGAGAAAGAGCAGGUUUUGAUGAACUGGUGGACAGAGCGUACAACAUUACGAAUCUAGACCGGAAUAAGUAUAAGAUUAGUUUGAUAUUUCGGACUUGCCUGCAUUAUGGCGUGUUUGGUGCAAUGCCUUUGAUGGAUGAUAAUGGAGUCGACGGAAUGUACUUUUUGAAAGCUAACAGUGGACAUGCCACCGAGAUCUACAUGGAGGUGGAGGAGCUCUUAAGCUCGGGACGACAUGAUACUCAAACUUUGCAAAUUGCAAAUCCUCGUACUGAUGGAGGCACUAGUGUAUGUGGAAAGGAACCAAUGAAUACAGGCGGGACAGCUAGCUUAUUUAAAAGUCAGUCGACCCAGUUGGAUUCUGGAGAUGCCCAACCGACUCGGAGAGGAUGCAGACGGCGGCACCAAGUUGAGACGGAUCGUCCAAGCGGCAGUCGGCAGGCAGAACGCAUGUCAAUAGUUGAGCCUCGCGAUUUGGAGACUACUGCAGCUACAGUGUUCGAGCCCACGACAAAUACUGACGUUGAAUUUGUAGAUGUGGACGUGGAUUCCGAACCGGAACCAGAUGCCGAUGAUGACCACAACUAUGAUGCAUCUGAGCAGAGAAGUAAGUCAGGCGAAGGUGGUAUCAGCCUCAUACACGUUGAGCCUAGUGCACCAUGUACCAUUGAUGUAACGCCACAAUUGCGGUAUGAAGCCGGUGUUGAUGCUACAUUACGAUUUGAUCCUCUGGAUGUGAGAGGAGGUGUUGAGAAGCUCAAAUUUUGGAACGAGCACGCGAAGGAGCUACAAUUGGGGCACCUAUUUCAUACCAAAGAACAUGUAAAGCGGGCAGUGAAGUUGUGGUCUAUAAAGAAAAAUAGAGAGUAUAAAGUCCGAGAGAGCACGCCAACAACAUGGUAUGUCCGAUGCAAGGCUCGCAACUCCACACCUUCGUGUAACUGGCAGUUGAGAGCAACCUUACGUAGUUCCCAUAAGCUGUGGAUGAUUGUUACUCUUGCAGAUGAACAUACAUGUGUCCGUCCGUGCAACGGCAGUGACCACCGACACUUGAGCGAGGAUAUAAUUGCCGAGUACAUUAUCCCCCACGUCAUCAAUGAUCCAUUUUUCAAAGUUAAGAAAAUCCAAACAAUGGUGAAAAAGGAGCUCCACUGCAAUGUGUCGUACAAGAAAGCUUGGUCUGCUCGGCGCAGGGCUAUGAAUAUUAUAAACGGUGAUUGACCAGCAUCCGUACCGUAGCCGCCAGCCAACGUACGUGCAGGAGUUCCAAUGAUUCAACACAAGCAUGUCAAAGGACAGGGGCUAAGACAGAAAACUCAUUCUCAGGAGGUUUGGGGGGUCUUUACUUCUUAGCAGCGGGGCACCCUGUGUGAUUUUCUAUCCCACAUCGGAAAUGGGGGGGUUGGGUUAGUGUAUAUAAGUCCCCUGGACGUCUUCAAAAGUUGUCGGCUUUUGAAGAUUGUUCAGGGUUUAUAAACAUAAAAGUCUGAGUUUCCUCAGCUUUGGUAAAAAAGACGGGGGCUAAGAGAUUUUUGUUACUCGACAACACCUUGUGAUAAAGGCAAAAGAAGCGUGUGCAUCCUUAAA
This is a messenger RNA of Coffea arabica (coffee), 1938 nucleotides long. RefSeq lists its product as uncharacterized. The record is from RefSeq and is a predicted model, not a curated record. Lineage: Eukaryota; Viridiplantae; Streptophyta; Magnoliopsida; Gentianales; Rubiaceae.